Molecule: messenger RNA, 2053 nt
Organism: Hyalella azteca
Lineage: Eukaryota; Metazoa; Arthropoda; Malacostraca; Amphipoda; Hyalellidae
Product: sodium-dependent proline transporter-like
Exons: 9
Coding region: 574-1977 (467 amino acids)
Biological process (GO): sodium ion transmembrane transport
Cellular component (GO): membrane
Molecular function (GO): L-amino acid transmembrane transporter activity
Source: RefSeq, a predicted model, not a curated record
GAAAAGUAAUUGCCGGUUGGGGUCUACUUGACGAAUCCUCUCUUAUGACGCUUUUCUUGUUCUCGCUCAAAUAGUUCAUAUUUUCAAACAUCUUGGCAUGCUGCCAUUCUUCUGGUACUAUUGUCGCAAGUUUCACCAGACAACUUUCUCUCAACAGUAUAGUUUGUUAUCCUCAGGCCUGCCAGACACCAGCCUUAUUGGGUCUGUGAAGCAUAAUUAAAUAUUGAAAUGUAAAUAUCAUCCCGUUACUACAUGGGAUGAAAUAUUGAACAAUACAUGUUGAGAAGAAUGUGUCUAUAAUGAUUACGUGGAACAAAUGUUCUAAAAAAGAAAUAGAGUGUAAUUAAAUAACCUGCAGCCCCUCCUAAACACUCAUUUCUAAUUCAGAACUCUAAUAUGCUGCCAUAAUUUUAAACAUAAACCCUAAACCCCAAUUUUGCACCCCAAUACCCGACAUUUGUCAUGAACAAGACAGGUCACGAUACCAACGCGAAUUGGCCCCCAAGACACAAGUCUACUUUAUGAUCACAACACAACCCUAUUAAGACCCCAAUUAAUUCCUGACACUUGAUCAUGAGCACGACGGGUCAAAGGGGUCAAGCUUCCUCCAAGAAGCAUCACACCGACAACACCAGCAGGAGCUCCAGGUCCCUCCAGCAUGACAGCAUCAGCUACCAGGACAACAGGGGACACUGGGGCAGCAGGAUGGAGUUCCUACUUGCCUGCCUCGGCUACUCGGUGGGAUUGGGGAACUUGUGGCGGUUCCCCUACCUGGCAUAUGAAAAUGGAGGAGCGGCGUUCCUGUUGCCGUACCUGCUGAUGCUGGUGAUCGUAGGUCGUCCCCUCUACCUGACAGAGGUGGCGCUCGGGCAGUACAGUCAGCUGGGGCCCCUACACACCUACAGGAAAAUUGCACCUCUUAUGGCGGGCCUAGGAUACAUGCAGCUCAUCUCUGCGAUCCCUUCGGCCUCCUCGUACAUGAUCAUCCUAAGCUACUCCCUGCACUACCUCUUCACCAGCCUCACUCACAUCGGCCAUACCUUGCCGUGGUCGACGUGUGACCCCGCAUGGGCGACGGAACAGUGCCACGUGAUGGGAGUAGCGAACUCAUCCUGCCUCGACAGUAACAACACUGGGGCGUGCACCUCUUCCGACCAAUCGUCUGCAAUGCAGUACUGGAAACACGAGGUGUUGCGAUUGGACUCUGUUGGCCUCGUGAACUUUGGGGAGAUGGGAGGCCUUAUCCCCUCUCUUGUGUUGUGCCUCUUCGCGGGGUGGGUGAUUACGUGCCUCUGCCUCAUUAAGGGCAUCAAGACUUCGGGCAAAGUCGUCUACUUCACGGCAACCUUCCCUUUCGUCGUGCUGAUUGUCCUCAUGAUCGCUGGAGUCUCGCUAAGCGGAGCAUCGAAAGGGCUGGUGUUCCUGUUCGUGCCCAAGUGGGAGAAGCUGCUGGAUGUGAACGUGUGGAGGAAGGCGCUAGAGCAAGUGAUCUAUUCGCUCUCAGUAGGUGGAGGCGGCUUGGUCACCUUCGGCUCUUACAACGAUUUCAACACCAAAGUACACGUUGACGUCUUGAUUUUAUCGGUGUUGGAUUUGAUGGCUUCGUUGAUGAGCGCCGUGACCAUCUUCUCUGUGCUGGGCGCCAUGGCCUAUGAACUGGGCAUCGAUGACGUCAGCAAAGUCGUGGCAUCCGGUCCGGGCUUGGCGUUCGUCGCGUACCCUGAGGCGAUCGCCCGCACUUUGCCAGUACCCCACCUCUGGUGCUUUCUGUUCUUCUUCAUGGUCUUCACUCUUGGCCUUGACUCCUUGUUCGGGGGCAUGGAGAUGCUGCUGACGGCGCUGUUGGACGAAUUCUCGAAGAUGCGGCGCCACAAGCCGUUGGUGGUGAUAGGCCUAUGCAGCGCCCUCUUCUGCCUCGGCCUCCCCUACUGCACCCCGGUACCAUUGAUAACACUAAUGAUCAUUAUUGAUGAAUGAUGUGAAAGCCAGGAAACGGCCAUUCACAUAUGUAUUGGAUAUUUCGAUUAUUCACUCGGGCGAUUUUAAAUGCAUC